GGCGUGUAGCUGUCCAUUUCCGACCAUGAGAACUACCGCCCGAGAAGGGGACGAAAGAAAAAAAUGCCCGGAGAAGACGGCAAGCUGGAGCCUGGAAUCGGUCGUCCUCCUCUCCCCCCACCCCGCCCCUCCCCGUCCGUCUCCCCGGACCUCCUCCUCCUACUUUAACCCCACCCGGCCUCCCCUGCUCGUCCUGUCCCCCCUUAACCUCCCCUCCUCCUCCUCCUGCGGUCCCAAACUCCCAUCCUUCGAUUCAGGAGGCAGGCAGGUUCGAGGGGGGAUCGGCUCGGCUCCAUUGCGCGUGAUUCGACUCAUUUGUGGCUGCAUCUGGCCGUUUCUUGCGUAGUAGGAACGUCAAUCGAUUUCUUGGAGCCCCGGGUGCUCCCUCGAGGUGUUGCGGCAUUUCCCGGCUCCUUGGUUGGAUUUCCUCCGGUGCCGUGUUGGCGUGCUGUUGUUGAUUGGUCUGGAAGAUGAUCAAGUGGGGACUCAUCAGCGGGACGCCGGCGGAUUCCUACUACGAGGUCCGAUCGGAUUGCGCGGAUGAUGUGCCCAAGAGCAAGUUCAAGAUUAAGGCUGGCAAAACGUUAAGUGCUCGAAAAUGGCAGGCUGCAUUUAGUCCUGACGGCUGUCUUGAUAUUGCCUCAGUCCUAAGCCGGAUACAAAGAGGAGGUGUCCAUCCGACAGUCAGGGGGGAGGUUUGGGAAUUCUUACUUGGCUGUUUCGAUCCCAGGAGUACCUUCGAUGAGAGGGAGGAGAUCAGACAAAUGAGGAGACUACAGUAUGCUAGAUGGAAGGAAGAAUGCCGAGAUAUGGAUUCUCAUGUUGGUAGCGGUAAAAUUAUCACAGCGCCACUUAUCACUGAGGAUGGCAGACCUAUUAAGGAUCCGCUGGUUUUACUUGAGGCUACUUCAGACCGGAACACUUCAGAAGGUGCUUCGACUAGCAGCAAAAAUGGAAAUGAUGUAGAUGAUUGUGCAAACCGCAUUACAGAUAAGCAAAUUAUUGAAUGGAAGCUGACAUUACAUCAAAUUGGACUUGAUGUGCUACGUACUGAUCGCACCAUGGUAUUUUAUGAGAACAAAGAAAACCUUUCCAAGUUGUGGGAUAUUCUAGCCGUGUAUGCAUGGAUUGACAAAGAUGUUGGUUACUGUCAAGGCAUGAGUGAUUUAUGCUCACCAAUGAUAGUGCUACUCAAGGAUGAAGCAGAUGCAUUUUGGUGCUUUGAGAAAUUGAUGCGUAGAUUGCGAGGGAAUUUCAGAUGCACAGAUCAAUCUGUGGGAGUUGCCAACCAACUUCAACAUCUUGCAUCUAUUAUUCAGGUUCUUGACCCAAAGCUACAUGGCCACCUAGAAACUCUCGGUGGAGGUGACUACCUUUUUGCAUUCCGUAUGUUCAUGGUGCUAUUUCGGCGUGAAGUAUCAUUUGGAGACUCCUUAUAUCUCUGGGAGAUGAUGUGGGCUCUAGAAUACGACCCCGACAUCUUUUUUGCAGCAUGUGAAGAACAAGGUGCAGUACACAAAAAUAAAGUUUCUAAAUCAAAACUGAAAGGACUGCGCCAUUUUGGAAAGUGGGAUAAGGAAAAUACAAAGAAUGGGGCUGAGGAUGGCGAAGAAGGUCCAGUUCCAAUUUCAGUUUUCAUGGUUGCAAGUGUUCUUAAGGAAAAGAGAGAAAAGCUAUUACAAGAAGCUAGAGGACUGGAUGAUCUUAUUAGGAUACUGAAUGAUGUAAAUGGGAACUUAGAUGCAAAGAAAGCUUGUGCUGGAGCUUUGAAACUUCACAAGAAAUACCUGAAAAAGGUACAAACAAAGAAACCUUAAGAACCCUCUGGAAUAUACCCCUUCAAUGGGCUAUUCUUUUACAUUUGAACAUACACAACGACCAUAUUCUACACAAAAUAUCGAGCGAAGGUUCUGACAGGUGGUCAUCAUCUAAAGAUGUCCCCGGAUACACCGACUCUAAAGUUACCAGGUAAUUUGGUUGAGUACAGGAUGAGUGCAACCUAUUGUAUGUAUAUCACGUUCUUUGUACUCCACAAUUUUGUUGAUUGUACAGACAGAAAGGCGGUGUGGGUAGAAUGCAUGCCUUGGCUACAUAAUUUUUUCAAUACAAGUUGAAAUGAGCAACACCUUUGCACCAGAA
This is a messenger RNA of Phragmites australis (common reed), 2139 nucleotides long. Its product is annotated as rab GTPase-activating protein 22-like. The transcript has 11 exons. Lineage: Eukaryota; Viridiplantae; Streptophyta; Magnoliopsida; Poales; Poaceae. The record is from RefSeq and is a predicted model, not a curated record. The coding region runs from base 471 to 1817 and encodes 448 amino acids. Gene Ontology annotation, molecular function: GTPase activator activity. Gene Ontology annotation, biological process: activation of GTPase activity.